Messenger RNA from Cynara cardunculus var. scolymus (artichoke), 1615 nucleotides. RefSeq names its product probable lysophospholipase BODYGUARD 3. The record is from RefSeq and is a predicted model, not a curated record. The transcript has 4 exons. NCBI's taxonomy places the organism in Eukaryota, Viridiplantae, Streptophyta, Magnoliopsida, Asterales, Asteraceae. Bases 1 to 1428 code for a protein of 475 amino acids.
AUGGGGGUGAUUGGAGCUCUGACGAUGAUCGGGAAGUUGGUUAAUGAUGUUUUGAGUUUUGUUAUCUUCUCCGUUCUUGAUGUUCUUGAUUUGAUCCUUUGUUAUGUGUAUAAAAUUAUUGAUUUCUUCAUUGAAGCUGAAUGGAAACCCUGUUACUGUUCUUCCCCAAAAGAAGCCAUCACCGGAAGUGGUAAAAUCUUGGUGUCGGAGAAAGGUGAAUCCAAGAAGAUCGUUUGUCUUACUUCCACCAAGUUACAACUGGAAGAGAUCUCCGAUACCCUCUAUACCAGGCCAUCUUUGGUGGCGGAGGUUUCUAAAACCACCGUCAAGGAGCUUAAACGCCGGAAGAUCAGUGACACAACCACCGUCAUUAGUACUACUUCCAUUAAUAAGUCCACCGUCCGAUCAACUUUCACGGUGAACAACACCAUUGUCGAAAUGCUCCAAGAGAAAAUCGGUGCUCAUAAGUCUCAUCCAACUCCUAGGUGGUCUGAUUGCGACUGUGAUACCUGCAACUCUUGGUCAAACUCUUGUCAAGAUACUCUUUUUGUCCACACCGAUGGACCUAAAGAUAAUGUGGGAGACGAUGUCUUAUUCAUUCAUGGGUUCAUAUCAUCGUCGACAUUCUGGACAGAAACAUUGUUUCCAAACUUCUCGAGAUCAACCAAAUCUAAAUAUCGAUUAUUCGCCAUAGAUCUGUUGGGUUUCGGAAAAAGUCCAAAACCACACGACUCACUUUACACGAUGAAAGAGCAUUUAGACAUGAUAGAAAGAUCGGUUCUUGACGAACACAAAGUGAAAUCUUUCCACAUAGUGGCUCAUUCUCUCGGUUGCAUCCUAGCUCUUGCACUCGCCGUCAAAUACCCCAACUCCGUCAAGUCUCUCACCCUGCUAGCUCCGCCAUAUUUUCCGACGCCGAAAGGGGAACAAGCGACACAGUAUAUGAUGAGGAAGGUGGCGCCACGGCGGGUGUGGCCAUUGAUAGCGUUCGGAGCUUCGUUAGCUUGCUGGUAUGAACAUGUUAGCCGAACCAUUUGUUUGCUUAUCUGCAAGAACCACCGAAUCUGGGAAUUUCUCACCAAACUCAUCACCAGAAACAGGAUUAAGACCUACUUGAUCAAAGGUUUUUGCUGCCAUACACAUAAUGCUGCGUGGCAUACCCUUCAUAACAUCAUAUGUGGGACCGCCGGCAAGAUCGAAGGGUAUUUGGAUACGGUUCAAAACCAGUUGAAUUGCAGCGUUAAUGUCUUCCAUGGCGAAGACGAUGAACUCAUCCCAGUCGAAUGUAGCGCCAACGUGAAGACCAAAGUCCCACGGGCCCACGUGAAGGUUGUCAAAAAGAAAGAUCAUAUCACCAUUGUUGUGGGACGUCAAGAAGCUUUCGCUAGAGAACUCGAGGAGAUUUGGAGGAAUUCUAAAACGAGUUGAAAAGGGUGAUUAAAUGAACGAUCAAAUCCAUCAAAAAUCAAGAAGAACGAUGGAUGAAUACUAGAGAACAGUAAUAUAUAUGUACGAUUUCACGAAGCUAUUGCUUAUUUCUUUUUUUCCUCUGUCUUACUUUUCGUUUUUACUAAAGGUGAUUAAUUACUUGAACGCUUAUACCUUACUGAUGGUA